AUGAUUUCAUACAGUGAGUUACAUAAAUUUGGCUGUGAUGUAAUUGGACACAAACUUAUCAUUUGGAAUCAUCACAAGAAGAAUCCUCCAGCCGUCCAAAAUGCUAUCAAGAAAUUAACUUCUCAAAAAUUCUUUGUUAUUUCAUACUGGUUGAAUAUUGUCUUCGCUGUAAUUGGAAUUGGAGAAGCAUUGAAAGAGCUUUACAGAAUUUUAAGCACACCUAAUUAUCAGUCAAAAAUAUUUGGAAGCCGAGAAAUUAAUUGCGUUUCAUUGAAGAAUCAAAGACUCUUAAGAAUCGUUGGAUUGCUUUCAAACAUUGCUUUGCUUCUGAUGACUUGUGUUGGAUUAAAUUCUUAUAAAAAAAGUCUUACUCCGAAGCUUAGUAGAGGUUUUAUCUCCGUUAUGAAAUAA
Clunio marinus is the source of this 411-nucleotide messenger RNA. NCBI's taxonomy places the organism in Eukaryota, Metazoa, Arthropoda, Insecta, Diptera, Chironomidae. The record is from the annotation of a GenBank genome assembly.